Messenger RNA from Ziziphus jujuba (common jujube), 1844 nucleotides. Its product is annotated as probable xyloglucan galactosyltransferase GT14. The record is from RefSeq and is a predicted model, not a curated record. Gene Ontology annotation, molecular function: glycosyltransferase activity. The transcript has a single exon. NCBI's taxonomy places the organism in Eukaryota, Viridiplantae, Streptophyta, Magnoliopsida, Rosales, Rhamnaceae. Bases 241 to 1728 code for a protein of 495 amino acids.
AAUCAUUUCUCUAAAGUUAAUUUUGUACUUUUUUCUACCCCCUUUUAUUUUAGCCUAUUAGAAAAUCCCACACCCUCGUUACUGUACAAAUUCAUUUAUAUUUUCCACAAGAAAAAAGAACCCAGGUUUUCUUUUUUUCUUUUUUUUUUUUUUUUUUUUCCUGUGUAAACAAACAGGCAAUGAGGCUUUCACUGAUCGAAGAAAAAGACUUCACUACAUAACUAGUCAAGAAGAAGAAAAAUGGAGAAACCCAUCAUGGGAAAAUGCUCAAAUGAAUUCUGGUUAGCCUCCUUUGUCUCUUUCGUUUUGUGUUUCGUUUUGCUUUGCUUUGAUUACACAACUUUAUUGGGUAGUGCUGACGAAAGGGUCACUUUUAAAGUCAAUCAACAAGAAAACCCACUUGGAAUCAUGAAGAACAAGACCAAUCUAGGUACCCAAUAUCAUAGUUUUAAAGAUUCGGUUUGUUCUGGUAGAUACAUAUAUAUUCAUGACCUUCCUAGCAGAUUCAACCAAGAUUUGCUCAAAAAUUGUAAGUCUCUCACUAGAGGAACUCAUAGUUCUAUGUGUCCGUACCUAGUAAAUCUGGGUUUUGGUCCUGAAAUUGAUAAUUCUGAAGGGGUUUUAUCAAACAAGAGCUGGUUUUCCACAAACCAAUUCAUGAUGGAAGUGAUUUUCCACAACAAAGUGAUGCAGUACAAGUGUUUGACAAAAAACUCCACCUUAGCAUCAGCCAUUUUUGUACCAUUUUAUGCAGGACUAGAUGCUAGUCUCUAUCUUUGGAAUCCCAACAUUACAGUGAGAGAUUCAUCUGGUAAAGAUCUUCUGAGGUGGGUUUCGAAGCAACCAGAGUGGAAGAGAAUGUGGGGUCGAGACCAUUUCUUGGUUACUGGUAGGAUUUCUUGGGAUUUCAGGAGGAAAACUGAUAAUGUUUCUGAUUGGGGUAGCAAAUUCAGGUUCCUACCAGAAUCCAUGAACAUGACAAUGCUAUCAGUGGAAUCAAGCUCAUGGAAAAACGAUUUUGCAAUUCCUUAUCCAACCUAUUUCCACCCUUCAAAUCACAUUGAAGUUCUUCAAUGGCAGACCAGGAUGAGGAACCAAAAUAGGCCUUACUUGUUCACCUUUGCUGGUGCUCCAAGACCGGAACUUGAAAAAUCAAUCAGGGGAAAGAUUAUCGAACAAUGUCAAGCUUCAAGAGUUUGUAAAUUCAUUGAUUGCAGUUCUGGUGGGAAAAACUGUGAUAAUCCAGUUAAUGUUAUGAGGGAAUUUCAAAGCUCAGUUUAUUGUUUGCAGCCUUCAGGGGAUUCAUACACCAGAAGAUCAAUUUUUGAUUCCAUUCUUUCAGGUUGUAUUCCUGUUUUUUUCCAUCCUGGUAGUGCUUAUUCACAGUAUAUAUGGCAUUUCCCAAAGAACCAUACCAAGUAUUCUGUGUUUAUACCAGUUAAGGAUGUGAAAGGUAUGCCUGAAAGCAUUGAGAAAAUUUUGCUCGGAAUUUCAAAAGAUGAAGAAGUGGGUAUGAGAGAGGAGGUGAUAAGGUUAAUACCCAAGAUUGUAUAUUCAAAUCCAAAGGCCAAAUCAGAGAGCUUUGAAGAUGCAUUUGAUAUAGCAGUGAAGAGAAUUCUUUAUAGGGUGGAGGAUGUUAGGAGGGUAAUCAGAGAAGGUGGAGAUCCUAGUCUUGGUUUUGCCGAUGGGGAUGAUUACAAGUAUACAUUUCCUCAGAAAAUAGGAUAAAGUUGAUGAUUAUUCAGUGGGAUUUCUUCUGCUUCAGAAAACAAGCAGGAAAAAUAAAUAAAUAAAUAAAAUGUACUGUAGAAUAUAUUAUACCUAUAAAUCUCUUUCUUUCUUUA